CAAACCGUCAUAAUGAAAAGAUCAAAAGGAAGGAAAAAAGAAAGUGAAAAUGAAGCACUGUACAAACAGUUCAGGAAUCUUGAAAAAGAUUGGGACAAUUUCAAGCGAUCCAAUUAUAAACCACAGAAUUUUCCUCAGAUUUCUGCAAAUUCAGACUCUUCAAUUUCUACUCUGGACGUUUUUAAACUUCUUGAAAACUCUCCAAGAAGUCUAAUGUCUUCACUGCAGGACAGCGAAUCACCACUAGAAGAAAGGCUUAAUUCGAAAGUGAAGAAGAAUGAUUUGGCUGUUGAAGAAAUACUAAGGGACAGAAGGACUGCUUUAGCCAGUGGUAAACUUAAAGGAAGACGCCUUUUCGAGGAAAAUGAAGAGGAGGAAAUAUGCAGUGAUUGUCUUGGUUUACUUAAACAAAUGGAUGGAAAUGAUUCCUUAAUUUCUUGCUCAUCAACCUCUUCUUUUGCAACUGAAAAAGAAUCAAAAGAUCGAGAAAUUAGGAUGGUUGAAGGAAAGCAAGUAGAAGAGGUUAUUCAACUCCCAACAUGACCUUUACUUUGAUGUUUAAUAUUUGCAAAUACUGAAUUUCGGUAGUUGAAAUACUGAAAAACUUGUUUGAGGAGUAUUUCAAGCGAAAUAAUGGUUACUGUUCAUAUGCUUGUUGUUCAUUUUCAAUUUUUUGACUUGACAAUAAUGAGGCUA
Messenger RNA from Nicotiana tabacum (common tobacco), 696 nucleotides. RefSeq lists its product as uncharacterized. The record is from RefSeq and is a predicted model, not a curated record. Lineage: Eukaryota; Viridiplantae; Streptophyta; Magnoliopsida; Solanales; Solanaceae.